UCUACCACCUACUAUCGCGGCUUACAGCACCACUUGGAAAUUGCAUAGCGAGUACACAACAGUCAAUGCUAAAUACGAUUUGUAUAGCGUCUUGUAGUUUUCAUUCAAAUUAUUAUGUAGAAAAAGGAUUCCGCCGUUUCAGUUGAAUCUAAAAAUAGUAAAUGUACCACUUUCCGUGUAGACUUUCGGUUUACGCAAUCAUUUCCUGUUUCAUUGCGUCUGGAUUCUGUUCAUGUGAAUAUGAAAGCGAAAGUGUAGUUGACGUUCCUUGUUUAAAUCAUAAAAUUUUCAUUAGGAAGAAUUGUCAGUAUUAUUUUGUGCAGCAAAAUAUGAGGCAAGAAGUGAAGUAUCUCCUAAAAUGUUACAUGGACGAAGAUCUUCGUGAAGAAAGUGAUGAGAAGACAUCUGCCGGUGGUUCUGUCAGUGGUUUCUUCCAAGGUCUUUUGGGGGCUUUACAAACUGUCGGAGGAAACAUUGUAAGCCCCCCAGUUGCUGGCUUUUGCCAAGUUCCUAAUAUGAAUAUCUUCUCUUUGGGCGAUGCUCAACCUCAAAUACUAGAGAGAGUAAUCGGAGCUGGGAAUGGAGCUCCUUUAAAUUUUCAGCAGAGGCAAAGAAUUAGGGUACUUGCUGGAAAUUUAAGAUGUGUAGCUGACAGACUGAAUAACAGAAGAAUGCCCGCAUUGUCAGACGCUGAGCUUCAAGGUUUAAAUAGAGAUGAAAUUCGAGCUGUAAGAAAUAGUUUUGCUGAUGGUUUUAGAGUUUCCAGAGCUGUUGAAAAUUUGAGUAACUGUUUAACGUCUCGCACAAUGCGAGUUGUGCUGCAAUUCAUCUCACGAGCUGGACAAACCGUUACUGAAGACCUAGCUAUGGCAUGUGAAUUAACCACUUCUCUUGUAAGACGUUUCUGGUCACAAAAUAGAACUUUUUCCAGUGCAGUAGUAGAAGUAAUAGAUGACUUUAUUGCAGAGCGACUAGACUUGGGCUGAAAAGAUGUUGCAAGCGAAUUGGCCUCAAAACAUUUGGAGAAAUGACUUAACUUGAAUGUGUAACAGAAUGUGCUUUCUUCAUGCAUUGUUUUAAAUAUGAGCAGUCUUACAAACACUUUUGUUUAAAGUUAUUUUACUCUGUGUUUUAAAAAUAUAAAGCAAAAAAAAUAAAUAGGUAAAAAAUCUGAAAUAUUUCAGAUUUUAUAUUACGUCCAAAGGGGCGUUUUUUUAA
This is a messenger RNA of Stegodyphus dumicola, 1218 nucleotides long. RefSeq lists its product as uncharacterized. Lineage: Eukaryota; Metazoa; Arthropoda; Arachnida; Araneae; Eresidae. The record is from RefSeq and is a predicted model, not a curated record.